UGACCAAUGCGCCGGGUAUCAGUCCUUUGCGCAUUUUAGAUCAUUCCAUUGGUCCUAAGAAGACAUCUCCACCCACUGAUGGCACCGGGAGAGCUAUCUCCAGGGCAGCAAACAAACUCGCUCAGAGUCACCUACCAAACAACAAUAACAAACAUUAGAACGCUGAUCGACAGAGAAGGGGAGGAGACAUCUCUGGACUUGAACUCUGGACUAGAAUAGCUUUUGUUCCAGCCCUCAACAUUCAAAUGGUGAGCCUUCUCCCCCAGGCCUGGCUGGAGCCUGCGAGACACUGCACGUCCUCACCCAACUACAGCCCAGUCGGCUUGUCUUCCUGUCCCUGGUCCACACAAAUCUAACUACAUAGGCCAGCCAUAUUUCUGGGGCCAUGGAGUCCUCUGAUGAAGAGGAGGGGCGCACCUUCGUCCAGGUGGUCAGUGAAAAGUACAACCCAGAGAAUUUCCCAUACUGCCGUGGGAACGGCAUGGGUGUUGUGGUACUGUCCAGUCCACAGGGGUCUCCUAUCAAAGAUCGUCUGAACCUGCCUAGUGUUCUGGUGCUGGACGGCUGUGGAAUUAGUAAAGCUGGAGACGAGGCUGAGGUGGCCACCUUCUGUGCCCAUGUGGUGGAGCUGGACCUGUCCCACAACCAGCUGCAAGACUGGGGGGAGAUCUGCACCAUUGUGUCUAACAUUCCCAACCUGGACUUCCUCAACCUGAGUAUGAACCCUCUGAGUGGGAUUGAGCUGGAGCCAUGCCUGGCUGAGGUGUUCUCCCGAGUCCGGCGCCUAGUCCUCAUCAACACACGUGUCACCUGGGACACGGUACACACACUCACACGCCAGACCCCCGAGUUGGAGGAGCUCUUCCUUUGUCUGAAUGAGUACGACCAGGUUGCUGAGUCCCCGGUGCCGUGCCCGUCUCUGCGCCUGCUCCAAAUCACAGACAACCAGCUGCAGGAGUGGGGAGAGGUGCGGAAAUUUGGGCCAAUGUACCCGGGCCUGGACACCCUGGUAUUAUCCAACAACAGACUGAGCUCUGUGGAGGAGGACAUGCCCCAGGAUGCAUUGCAGCGCCUGUUUCCUAACCUGCGCAGCAUCAACCUGAACAACUCCGGGCUGAACCGAUGGGAGGACAUUGAGAGGCUGAAUUUCUUCCCUAAACUGGAGGAGGUGAGGCUGAUGGGGAUUCCCUUGCUGCAGCCCUACACUGACAGAGAGAGACGCAGCCUUACUGUGGCACAGUUGCCUUCUGUGUCCGUGUUGAAUGGGAGUGUGGUGACGGACGGGGAGAGAGAAGACGCUGAGAGGUUCUUCAUCAGACACUACCUGGACUGUCCUGAAGAGACACUUCCUCUGAGACUUAAUUAUUUUUCAGUGAUUAAGAUUGGGGUUUAUUUGUUUAUUUUGGCCCAGCACCACUCUCAUUCUCGAGAGAUAUUGUACCCCUAUGGGCCCACCUACAGAGACCUGGAGACGCCCAAGAUGGAUGAUGGAAGUUCCACUGAAAUCAUUUUACUCAUGCCAUUCAUUUUCUUUAAUAACCCCUACCGCUCCAUCUAUGUCAACAACAACGGUGUGAUAUCCUUCAACGUGCAGGUCAGCCAGUUCACUCCCGAGGCCUUCCCCCUGAGCGACAGCAGAUCCUUCAUCGCCCCACUUUGGGCAGAUGUGCACAAUGGUAUCCGUGGAGACGUGUACUACCGUGAGAGCACCGACCCAGAAGUACUGGAGAGGGCCUCACAAGACAUCCGCAAAUACUUCAAGAACCUACCCACCUUUACAGCCACUUCGGUCUUCAUCGCAACCUGGCACCAGGUCACCUUCUAUGGAGGCAGUCAGACCACUCCGGUGAAUACGUUUCAGGUUGUGUUGAUAUCAGAUGGUCUGUCAUGCUUUUCCAUGUUCAACUAUGGAGAGAUCAACUGGAGCACUGGCACAGCCAGUGGAGGAGACCCUCUCACUGGGUUGGGUGGAACCACAGCACAGUCAGGUUUCAAUGGAGGAGACAUUGGACACUUCCUCAACCUGCCUGGGUCCCGGUCCAAUGAUGUGGUUGAAAUCGAGCAGACGACUAAUGUCAACUUGCCUGGCCGCUGGGUCUUCCGCAUAGACACUGCCCUGAUAGACCCUGCCAAUGGCUGUAGUUACAAUGGGCGUUUCUAUCGGCGCGGCGAGAUCUUCUGGCUGUCCGACCAGUGCUCCCAGCGAUGCCGGUGCAUGGACAUAGACAAUGAAGUGCUCUGCCAGGAGGCGCCGUGCGGCCAGCUGGAAACGUGUGAGCAGCAAGAGGGUGCCUUUUACUGCCAACCCACGCGCACCAGCACCUGUGUGGUCUUUGGCGACCCGCACUACCACACCUUCGAUGGCUUUCUCUACCACUUCCAGGGCACCUGCUCCUAUCUGCUGGCCCGACCCUGCUGGGAGGUGACCGGCCUGCCCUUCUUCAGCGUGGAGGCCAAGAACGAGAACCGCGGCGUCUCCUCAGUGUCCUGGUUGAGGGACGUGACGGUGGAGGUGUACGGUCACCGUGUCACCUUGCCUAAAGGCAGCCAGGGCACCGUACAGGUCGACGGGCUUUUUAAGACCCUUCCAGUCCAACUCCUGCUGGGUGCCGUCAAAGUGUACCAGUCAGGCAUGGCCGUUGCCCUAGAGACAGACUUCGGCCUCCUAGUGACCUACGACGGGCUGCACUACGCCUCCAUCUCCUUGCCCAGCUCCUUCUUCAACAACACCUGCGGCCUGUGUGGUAACUAUAACGACGACCCCGCCGACGACCCUGUUCUGCCCGACGGCUCACUGGCUGAGAGCGUGGUGGAGCUGGGUGGCGGCUGGCGGGCGGAGGACGCCGACUGGCGCUGCACAGACGGUUGCGCCCAGAACUGCAGCAUAUGCGACCCCCUGACAGAGGCGUUCUACUUCCGACCGGACUACUGUGGGCUGAUCAACAAGACGGACGGGCCGUUCAGGGACUGCAGGGCAGUGGUUGACCCCACAGCCUUCGUCUACAGCUGUGUCUACGACAUGUGCAGCAACAGGGACAACAUUACCACCCUCUGUCAAGCCAUCCAGGCGUACGCCUUGGCCUGCCAAGCCCUGGGGGUCACCAUUCGACCAUGGAGGUCACGCAACUUCUGUGCCCUCACAUGCCCUGAGUCCAGCCACUAUCAGGUUUGCACCAGUGCCUGCCCGCCCUCCUGUUCAGACCUAACAUCCCACCUGUACUGUGCCCACCCCUGCACCGAGGGCUGCCAGUGUGACCCGGGCUACGUGCUGAGUGGCAGUCGCUGCGUCCGGCGCCAUGACUGUGGCUGCGAGCGAGAUGGCCUCUACUACCCCCUUAACAACACCUUCUGGGCGGGGUCCACCGGGGAAGGCCGAGAUUGCACCUUCCGCUGCGUCUGCGGCCCCAACGGUGAAGUCUCCUGCUUCAACGACUCGUGUAGAGAGGGAGAGGUGUGUGUGGCGGAAGUCGGGCAACUGGGCUGUUACCCCCGAAGGGAGGGGAUGUGUUCUCUGGGCCAGAAUGCUGUAACAGCCUCCUUCGAUGGGACCUCAGUGCCCUUCCCAGACGACAGCUCCUACUACCUACUGAGAUCCUGCGGGCCGGCGCCAACCAACGUGUCAGCGGUGGAGGUGAAGAUGGGCCGGCGGCUGGUGAACAAGGGUCCGACCUGGAUGCGGCCCGUGGUGGUCAGGGUGGCCAACCUGGAGGCCCAGAUGGGAGGAUCGGAUUUUGACACGGUGAAGGUGAAUGGUGAACCAGUGCCACUGCCUUAUAUCCACCCUCUGGAGACCUUGAUGAUCUACCGCGCCCCUGGCAACGCCACCGUGGUGGAAUCCAGUGGAUUGUUGCUGGUCAGCUACAGCCGCCAGGGCCUCCUUAACAUUUCCCUCUCAACCGCAUUUUACAACGCCACCUGCGGCCUGUGUGGUCUCUUCAACGGAAAUGCAAGUGAUGACCUCCGUCUGCCAAAUGGCCGUUUGGCCGAAACCCCCGAGCUCUUCACCGAAGGCUGGCGGGCGAUUGCAGACGACCUGACGUGCAACGGCGAUUGUGAUGACCUCUACCGCAUGUGCACGGAUCUGCGGCUCUACCAGAGCCCAUGGAUGUGUGGCAACAUUAACGACCCCACUAACAGCUCUUUUCUGGCAUGCCACAGUGCCGUUAACCCCUCACCGUUCUUCAGGAACUGCCUGUACAACAUGUGUGUGCGAGAGGGAAACCGCUCGGUUCUCUGCUCUUCACUGCAGGCGUAUGCCUCGGCCUGUCAGGAUGCCCAGGUGGACCUCACCUCUUGGAGGAGUGCAACAAAUUGCCCCUUGCCCUGUCCAGAGAACAGUCACUUUGACGAGUGCACCAAUGCGUGCCCGCUCACCUGCACCAGCCUAGAUGAGCCAGACGAGCCGUGCCCGCUGCCCUGCCAGGAAGGCUGCCAGUGUGAAGAGGGCUUUGCGCUGCGAGACGGCCAGUGUGUGGCGCGCAGCGACUGCGGCUGCCUUGGACCCGGAAGCCGGCAGCUUGCCACCAACCAGACCUUCUGGACGGACUGGGAGUGCCAGGAGCAGUGCUACUGCAAUGGCUCGGACAACACGGUCUACUGCACCCUGGCCCCCUGUCGGGACGGCGAGUACUGCCAAGAGGGCCUUGACGGCCUCUACUUCUGCCAGCCACGCACCGAGGCACUCUGCGCCGCCGCCGGUUAUGGACACUUCCUGCCGUUCGGUGGGGUGCCGUUCGAGCUGCAGAGCAGCUGUACCUUGAGGCUGGCUACUACUGCGUGCAACGGCAGGGUGGCGCUGGAGGAGGACGGGGACCAGAGCACCGCCACCCAAACGGGGACAAGUACCAGUGACGCCUUCCCUGACUUCAAGCUGUCCGCACGGAACGAGGAGAGGGACACUGGGCAAGCCAUCUGGGUGAGGGGCUUUGUCUUGGAGGUCUACGGCUAUGAGAUUGAGGUGUCUCGGAGCUACAAGCACACCAUCACGGUGAAUAAGGAGCGUCUGUACCUGCCUCUAAAGCUGGGGCCAGGAAAGGUGAACAUCUUCACUUUGGGCAUGCAGCUGGUAGUGGAGACGGACUUUGGCCUGAAGGUGGCCUUCGACUGGAAUACCCUGCUCCUGCUCACGCUGCCCAGGCGCCUCUACAACUCCACCUGCGGCCUGUGCCAGGGCAUGCCACUCUCCUCUCCGCCCACUCUCGCGACCAGCGACUGGGGCAUGGCCUGGGCCGACAGGGACACCUUCUGCCAGGUGGGCUGCGGCGAUUCGUGCCCGCGCUGUGGACUGGUCGAGAGAGGACUCGGCGCCGUCAACACCCCCCUCCACGUCACAGACUCCGACGUGGACGGCGGGUUCCGAAACGAAGAUGAGGGAGGCAUCAAGGUCGAAGGCGGAGGCUACACGGGAAUCCGGUUUUACCUGGCUGACGGAUUGUAUGUGUUUGUGGAGCCCGAGGCAGUGCGUCUGUGCGGGCUGAUUGUGGACCGGGGCGGCGUGUUUGCGCGCUGUCACAGCAAGGUGGCGCCGGCGUUCUUCUACCAGAGCUGCCUGCAGGACACAUGCCUAGACCAAGGCGCCCCGGAGACCAUUUGCAACUGGCUGCAAAUCUACACCAGCACAUGCCAGACCCAGGGGGUGCGUGUGCUGGGUUGGAGGCGGGACACGCCCUGCGUGCUGACAUGCCCGGCCAACAGCCACUACUCCAGUUGCAUGUCAGUGUGCCAGCCGCAGUGUGCACCAGCCCGCGGCCAGAGGGAAUGCACCCAGGACUGUGUGGAGGGCUGCCAAUGUGAUCAGGGCUAUGUCCUCAAUGGCAAGAGCUGCAUCCUGCCUCAGAACUGUGGCUGCUACACCGACGGAAAGUACUAUGAGCCCAAACAGCUGUUUUGGAACAGCGACUGCACCAAACGUUGCCAGUGCAUCGGCCGCAACCUCAUCCAGUGUGACCCGCGUCGCUGCAUGGCGGAGGAGGAGUGCGCCCUGCGCCACGGGGUGCGUGGCUGCUUCGCCCGGCGCUCGCAGCACUGCGUAGCGUCUGGCGGCGGCGUCUUCCGGACAUUUGAUGGGGCAUCCCUGCGUCUGCCUGCCUCCUGCUCUUUUGUGCUGUCCACCAACUGCCACAAGCUGCCCGACCUCUCCUUCCAGCUUAUCGCCAACUUUGACAAGUGGAGUACACCUAACCUCACCACAAUCUCCCACGCGUACCUCUACAUCAAUGAGGAGAAUAUACUCAUCUCUGGGAGCACUGUAAAGGUGAAUGGCACGCCCGUGUCGGUGCCCUUCGUCACGGGCCUGAUGACACGCGUCUCCACGUCGGAGGGGUUUCUGGUCAUUGACACGCCGCAGGACAUCCAAGUACGCUACAACCGCUUCAAUACGCUCAGCAUCACUAUGGGCCAGCGGCUGCAAAAUAAGGUCUGUGGCCUUUGUGGCAACUUCAAUGGAGACCCCACAGAUGACUACAUCACCUCUCGUGGGAAGCCGGCCAUCAGCGCCCUGGAACUGGCCCAGAGCUGGAAGACCAACGGCAUGCAGAACAGCUGUGACGAGACCCAGUAUGUGGCGCUGGCCCAGUCCUGUGAGAACACAGCCGUGCUGGGCCUCCAGGGGGAGGAGGGCUGCCAGAAGCUCACCCAGAUGAAGGGCUUCUUCCAGCCGUGCCACGGCCUGUUGGACCCCAGGCCCUUCUACCAGUCCUGCUACCUGGACGGCUGCUACAAUCACCGCAAGGCCCAGGUGUGCGGCUCGCUGGCUGCCUACGCCGAGGCCUGCCGCUCACUGGGCACGCUCACCACCAAAUGGAUCGCCCAGGAGAACUGCUCAGAAUGGAUCUACGACCCCUGCGCAGGAGAGAUAUGCACCAACAACACGUGUGAGCAGGAGAACGGGGGGGACCUGUGUGGCUGUCCUGAGCUGCCCAACAACACUGGGGGUGAGGAUGACAUCAUCCAGGCGGAGGUGACGUGCAAGCACGCCCAAAUGGAAGUGUCCAUCUCCAAGUGUAAGCUCUUCCAGCUGGGCUUUGAGCGUGAGGAUGUGAGGAUCAACGACCAGCACUGCCCUGGUAUCGAGGGAGAGGACUUCAUCUCCUUUCACAUCAACAACACUAAGGGCCACUGUGGCUCGAUCGUACAGUCCAACAGCACACACAUCAUGUACAAGAACACUGUGUGGAUCGAGAGUGUAAACAACACGGGCAACAUCAUCACCAGGGACAAGACAAUUAACGUGGAGUUUUCCUGUGCCUAUGAGCUGGACCUGAAGAUUUCCCUGGAGACUGUGCUCAAGCCCAUGCUCAGUGUGAUCAACCUCACUCUCCCCACACAGGAGGGCAACUUCGUCACUAAGAUGGCCCUGUAUAAGAACUCGUCAUACCGCCAGCCGUACCGCGAGGGCGAGGUGGUGCUCAGCACGCGGGACGUCCUUUUUGUCGGGGUGUUUGUGGAGGGGGCGGACGAGAACCAGCUCAUCCUCAUCGUUAACAUGUGCUGGGCCACGCCGUCCCGCUAUAGCAGCGACAGGCUCCGCUACAUUAUCAUCGAGAAAGGUUGUCCCAACGUGAAGGACAACACCAUCGGCAUGGCGGAGAACGGAGUGUCCCUCACCUGCCGCUUCCACGUCACCGUCUUCAAGUUCAUCGGGGACUACGACGAGGUCCACCUCCACUGCGACGUGUCGCUGUGUGACCACGAGACCAGCGCCUGCAAAGUGAACUGUCCCCACAACAGGAGGAUGUACUCAGACUACAGCAAUAAUCACAAGGAGCAGAUCUUGACUGUUGGACCCAUCAGAAGGAGAGAGUCUGACUGGUGUGAGGUGGGGAAUGGAGGCUGUGAUCAGAUCUGUACCAGUAAAGGGAUGGGAGCUGUGUGUAGCUGUGUGACUGGGAUGCUGCAGAGAGAUGGCAAGACCUGUCGAGCUGUUAGCUCCAGCAUUGACCUACGACCUGCUCUUCUUUCUCUGGCCCUUAACAUCAUGGUGUUUGUGUUUGUGGCUCACACAGACACUUUCCUCUUCUCCUAACCCUGGGCGGACAGUGAGAGAGAGAUGAAACCGGUGAAAAGAGAAAAGGAAAACAGUAUAACACAAAUUAACAGCAAACAAUAGGAGAGCAGGCAGAUAAACGUCCUGCUCACUGCCACAGAGAUUGUCACAGCAACCAAUCACAAAGCCCAGAGACCCUUUUCGCCGGAUGCACUAAAUCAUCAGAACAACCGCUCACAAGACUGGGGCCCUGGUCCAGCUAUGAAACUACUGUUCCCCUUUUAACAGCCCUGCUAUGAAACUACUGUUCCCCUUUCAACAACCCAGCUAUGAAACUACUGUUCCCCUUUCAACAACCCAGCUAUGAAACUACUGUUCCCCUUUCAACUGCCCUGCUAUGAAGCUGUAUGACUGUCAGUAACAUACAGAUUUAUGCUCUGGUAGAUGUGUCUUGACAAAAAGGUUAGUCAAUGUCAUUGCUAUAUUAAGUGCCUACGUGAUGGCACAUGUGCCAUCCUCUAUCAGAAACCAAAAAAAACGAGUCAGAUAUUUUACAAAUUAUAUUCUCAGAAACGUUGUAUUCAAAUAUAAUGUAUAUUGUGAAAGUGACAUUUAUUUUAAAAAAUAAUAUUUUUGUUUAUUUUAUGCACACCAUACAGUUUUUGUGAAAACCAGUGUUGGUUCAUUUCUGUAGACCGAUGUCAAUAACUAAAGAAACCUGGGUCAUCUCUUCUACUUAGUCCAGUGGAUAAGAACCAAAAAUAUCCCAAGAUUGUUUAUUUAAUUUUAUGAUUGGCAUAUCAAACCUGUUUCAUUAAUACUUUAAUGUCUAGGGUUAGUGGAGGCAGUCUGUGAGGCUUGGAAGUCAACUAGGGUGCUAAAAUAGUCUCCAUUCUGAUUUCCUGUUGGAAGAAAAUAGGGCAAAAUCAUUUUGAACAAAAUCAAAACUACUUUGUAAUGUUACGUCCUGCCACCAAGCGAACCGCGCAGACAAUGUAAACAAUAAUGUAUUAUCUUUUGUCAGAUUUACUGUAACUACAUCAGGCAGAGCAGGGACACAAAGAUGUUUAUUUUUGCAAUAGAACAAAACCCAAAACUAAGCAAAGGUGAAACUUAAACUAAGAGGAACAACUAAAGAGUUUCAUGGCAGAGAUGUCUCCUUUUGAUCAAUGGACUCGGUGGCUGGUGAGGCAGGAGCGGUCCUGAGAUUCUUACCAGUCAAUGAGAUAUGGCGAGAAACACAAAAAUAAUUAUAUUGUUUGGAAAUAAUUUACCAAAUCAUUCUGAAUGGCUGCCGUUUCAUUAAAAUGGUCCUAUUUGACUCACAGGCUUCCCAUGCUGUUUAAUGUUCUUGAAUUAUUUUUAAAAAAUUCCUCUAAUGGGACUAACGGUUCUCAGCACGUGAAUGGAUAAUGUUGCUAUAUCAUGUCACAGAAAGAUGCUCAGCCUACCCCAAAUAGGUAGCAAUAACAUUUUCAGUAAAAAAUAAAUAAAUAGCAAUAACUGAAAUAUGUCAUAACAUUUUCAGUACCGAUGUUGUAUGUGAUGUUAUUAUAUUUUCCACUGGCAUUUCCAUUUUGAAUUUCCAUUUAAGAUGCUCAAAGGUGAAAGAC
Molecule: messenger RNA, 9597 nt
Organism: Esox lucius (northern pike)
Lineage: Eukaryota; Metazoa; Chordata; Actinopteri; Esociformes; Esocidae
Gene: tecta
Product: tectorin alpha
Exons: 34
Coding region: 386-8023 (2545 amino acids)
Biological process (GO): protein folding; cell-matrix adhesion
Molecular function (GO): alpha-tubulin binding
Source: RefSeq, a predicted model, not a curated record